ACCUAUAACGCACUAUACCUGUCCCCCAAGUUUUCGUCCCAUCAAUUUUACCCCUGACCCAGGGAGACUACCUAGUCUCCCUGCCCUGACCGUUCUUCUAUACCAAGUAUAAGUCUAUAUUCGUUGUAUAUAUACCUAUAUCGGCUAUAUCGUUGAUCCGGCUCUGCUUCAAAAUGGCGGCUAUGUCAUGUUUUGGGUACACGCACGUGUUUUGACGAUGAGUUUCAACGUGAUAUAAAAUUUGCGUCAAAAAGUAUAAAUCUUGAAAAUAAAUAUAAAUAAAGAUGACAAAACAAGAAGCUCAUCGACCUGGUAUUUUCAAAAAACCGAACAAGGUCCACAAAACCGGUAGACAUCGAAGUAAGGGAUCCAUUUCUAAUGAUGCUAAAGGUCGAAUAUCAGUUAAAGCUCUUUCCAAACAUGUAAAGAAAGAACUUGGCAAAGAAGCACGUCGGCACCAACUACAACAAAUUCGUUCGAAUAAACGAGAAGAAGUGUUGAAGAAGAAAAGGAGUCUUGGUGGUGCACAAAGUCCACCAAUUUCUAUUGCUGUAAUUGCUCUACAAGAGGAUGUAAAUAUAGAUAGCAUUGUAAAUUUGUUAACAAGUGCUGAUGAAGAAGCCAUAAUUUCCAACAGCUCUUGUGCUACUCACAUUAGUAUACCAAGGUUCAAACAACGUUUUUCUAUUAUUGUGCCUCCUACUGGUAAUAUUUUUGGAACAUUAGAUUUAACAAAAGUUGUCAACACAGUUUUAUUUGUGACGUCUGCUGUGAAUGAAUCAGACAAAAGUCAAAGAAAUGAUGUACUCGAUUUAUGGGGAGAAGAAAUCAUUCAAUCAGUUAUUUCUCAAGGUUUGGCAACACCAAUUAUUGCUGCUGCAAAUGUAGAAUGUUUACCUCCUAAGAAACGUCAAGAGUAUAAACAACAUGUACAAAAGAAAUUAUUUAAAUGGAUCCCAGAAGAAAAGGUAAUGACCAUUGAUAAACCUGCAGAUGGACUAAAUAUACUGCGAAGAGCUGGAUCUCAGAAGCAAAGAAAUGUAAUUUACAGGAAUAAAAGAUCAUAUCUAAUGGCGGAAAAUGUUAAGUUUAACCUUGAUGAAAAUGACACAUUGGCGAAUAAUUUUGGAACAUUAGAAGUCUCCGGAUAUUUGCAAGGUUUGCCUUUAUCAGUAAAUGGUUUGGUACAUAUACCAGGCUUUGGAGAUUAUCAAAUGUCUCGCAUUGAAGAAACAAAAGAUCCUUUUCCUCUGGGACCUGAAAAAGUACUUCCUGGCACAGAUGUUCAAAUGGAUGGAGAAACAAAAGUUCUUGCAGUUGCAAAUCCAGAAGAACAGGAAUCUUUGGAAUCUGAAAAUAUCCCAGAUCCAAUGGAUGCAGAACAAACUUGGCCAACUGAUGAAGAAAUAGCUACGGCAGAAAUGAGGCAAAAACAGAAGAUCAUUAAGCGUGUGCCAAAAGGUACAUCAGAGUAUCAAGCAGCAUGGAUUCCCGAUGAAGAUGGAGAAGGUAUUGACGAGGAAGAUGAUGAAGAUGUUGAAGAGGGUGAUGAAGACAUGGCAAUGGAUGGAAUGGAAGCUAAAUCUGAUGAAGAAAGUGAAUUAGGUAUUGAUGACAAAGAAGAAUAUGAAACAAUAACAAUUUCAGAAGCUCCUGAUGAACAAAAAUAUGACGAAAAAAUGGAUCUAUAUGAGGAAAGGCAAGCAAUGGUAAAGUUCAAAGAGGCUAAACUGGACUCACAAUUUCCUGACGAAGUUGAUACACCACAAGAUAUAAACGCUAGAGAUAGGUUCCAAAAAUAUCGAGGUUUGGAGUCAUUCCGAACUACAGUGUGGGACAAAAAAGAAAAUUUACCAUUCGACUAUGGUAAAAUAUUUCAAUUCGAAAAUUUCGAUCGUACACGUAGGCGUAUCUUUAGACAGCGAGAAGAUUUAACUGACGUACAGCCCGGAUCGUACGUUACUAUAUAUAUUAAAGGGGUUAGCAAAGAGUUGUUUGAUGCAUAUCGAACCUCGCACAAUCAGCCAUUAAUAGUAUUUGGGAUUUUAGAAAAUGAACAUAAAAUGUCGGUUUUGAAUUUCUUAUUGAAACGUACAGGAAAUAGUGACAUGCCAAUUAAGUCGAAAGAACGUCUAAUUUUUCAAUGCGGUUUUAGAAGGUUUACAGCUAGUCCAAUAUUUAGCGACCACACAAAUGGAAACAAACAUAAGUAUCAAAGGUAUUUUCAACCUAAUUCUACAAUGGUUGGCACAGUUUUUGCACCAAUCACAUUUCCACCUUGUCCAGUUUUAUGUUAUUUAGAGAAAAAAGAUGGAAGCUUGGAAUUAGUUGCAACUGGUAAUUUAUUAUCAGUUAAUCCAGAUAGACUUGUGAUAAAACGAGUUGUUUUAAGUGGUCAUCCAUUCAAAGUACACAAGCGAUCAGCUGUAAUAAGAUUUAUGUUCUUUAAUCGAGAAGACAUACUUUGGUUCAAACCUGUAAAACUACGUACAAAAUAUGGACGCAAAGGACAUAUUAAAGAGCCACUGGGAACGCAUGGACAUAUGAAGUGUAUCUUUGACGGUCAAUUAAAAUCUCAAGAUACAAUUUUGAUGAACUUAUACAAAAGAGUCUUUCCAAAAUGGACAUAUGAACCAUUGCUAAUUACAAUGUCUUUGAAAGAAUCAAGUGAUAUGAAAAUGGAGUAAAAUUAAUUGUAAAAGUAUGUAUUAUACAUAUGAAUUUUUUAUGUUGAAAAAUGUAUUAUAUACUGGUACAUGAAUCGCUUAACAAAUUAAGAUUUUUAUUUGAGUUAAUUCAUAAAUAUCUCUAUGCCGAUA
Messenger RNA from Nasonia vitripennis (jewel wasp), 2819 nucleotides. RefSeq names its product pre-rRNA-processing protein TSR1 homolog (gene Tsr1). The transcript is spliced from 12 exons. The record is from RefSeq and is a predicted model, not a curated record. Bases 285 to 2687 code for a protein of 800 amino acids. Gene Ontology annotation, molecular function: GTPase activity; U3 snoRNA binding; GTP binding. NCBI's taxonomy places the organism in Eukaryota, Metazoa, Arthropoda, Insecta, Hymenoptera, Pteromalidae. Gene Ontology annotation, biological process: maturation of SSU-rRNA from tricistronic rRNA transcript (SSU-rRNA, 5.8S rRNA, LSU-rRNA); ribosome biogenesis; endonucleolytic cleavage of tricistronic rRNA transcript (SSU-rRNA, 5.8S rRNA, LSU-rRNA). Gene Ontology annotation, cellular component: nucleus; preribosome, small subunit precursor.